AUGCAGCCCAUCGGAACUGUUCUGUUGUCCCUCGCGGCUCUCGCGGUCGCGGCUCCCUCCGACUCGCGUCGUGCCGUUGACAACUCUGGCCCGUUCCAAAUCUACGCUUACGGCACCGGCAUUGGCGGUCUUUCCAUGUUCUCCUCUGGAGGCGAUGCCUUUUUCGGUGACCACACCAAGUUGAACGAUAGCAACGCGGCCCCCGUAGUCUUCACUCCCACUGAUAAUAAUGUUUGGCUCGGCGCCCCUAAUACCACCGAAUUCGGCGGCAACGAAACCAUCCCAACCUGGUCUAACCUGACCUUCUCCGUCCCCAGCAUCGGAUCCAGCGCACACAACGUCGGCUUCUCUAACUCUUCAACGUCAGACCGCCAAACUAGCGGCUUCAUUUUCUACGGUACCUUCAUCUUUGUCGAGGCUACCGGCGGCGGUAUGGAGUCUCUGUGGUAUGCCACCCCCAGCAGCGUCGACGGUGUCUACUCCCUCAAGUGGAACCAGACCGGCGACAGCACGUCCGACAAGAUCGUCCUCACCUUGAAGAAGACCCCUCCUUCCAAUGCUCGCACCAACUCUUCCGCUUAA
Molecule: messenger RNA, 582 nt
Organism: Colletotrichum truncatum
Lineage: Eukaryota; Fungi; Ascomycota; Sordariomycetes; Glomerellales; Glomerellaceae
Source: RefSeq, a predicted model, not a curated record